Messenger RNA from Suillus paluster, 1958 nucleotides. Its product is annotated as mannose-6-phosphate isomerase. The record is from RefSeq and is a predicted model, not a curated record. Gene Ontology annotation, biological process: GDP-mannose biosynthetic process; carbohydrate metabolic process. Gene Ontology annotation, molecular function: mannose-6-phosphate isomerase activity; zinc ion binding. The transcript is spliced from 4 exons. The coding region runs from base 470 to 1723 and encodes 417 amino acids. NCBI's taxonomy places the organism in Eukaryota, Fungi, Basidiomycota, Agaricomycetes, Boletales, Suillaceae. Gene Ontology annotation, cellular component: cytosol.
UCCGAGCAGGAAGGCAAGUCUUAGCAAGAGCAUCGACCCUGGAAUGUCCUAGUAGUAUUCAAAGAACUUGACGAGGGUUCGGAAUAAUUCAAAUCGAUUUGUCGUUUAUAGCACAUUGUUACCAGCAACUUGUUUCUGCCCCGGCUUCAAUGAUGGGAUCCCACUGACUCUGCCGCGCUGAACUGCUUCUUCUUGUCAUUACUGUAAUCACGGCCGCCGGAAGUAAGUAAUCGAUAGAUCUCAAAAGGACGCCGUCUUGUCAAGUCAUUCCAAUCUCCAUAGCCUUCCAGAGAACGAACCGAGAAAGCAGAGAGUGUGUAAAGUCCCAUGGAUGCGAAUAAUUUCCGCAAGAUGACCGCACGUUCAUACUCUUACUUAUAUAUAUGUGACCUCCACAGUCUCUUCCAGUCACCGCCCACCUAUUUCAACUUGUACCACCAUCAUCGAUAACGAUCAAUUUGUAUUCACAAUGAGCAAAAUCGAGCCAGUCUUCCACAUCAUUCCCACCAUCCAGAACUACGAUUGGGGGAAGAAGGGAAAGGACUCCAAGGUUUCAGAGUUUGCUUCUGGGGCUGGAAUCGAUGGGUUUACUUUGAAUCAAUCAGUUCCUUACGCAGAACUUUGGAUGGGCACGCAUGUGAAAUCGCCGUCGGGAGUGGUUGAUAGAAAGCAGAACCUUGCCCAGAUUUUGGCUGCGAACCCAGGCUUGAUAGGGGACCAGGUAUCUCAGCGGUUCGACACAACCAACGGAAACCUCCCUUUCUUAUUCAAGGUCUUGGCCAUUGGCACGGCCCUGAGCAUACAAACUCACCCUGACAAGAAGACAGCAGAGAAACUACAUGCUGAACAACCAACAGUUUACACUGAUCCGAACCACAAGCCUGAGAUGGCGUUGGCGUUGACGGAUUUCAAGGCCUUGUGCGGUUUCAUGCCGAUCGCGAGGAUAGCUGAAUACGUCAAAGCCGUUCCCGAAUUCGAAGCCCUGAUCGAUCCAUCUAUCGUGACAGAAUUCUCGACUUGCACACUUCUGUCUGAGUCGGAACAAAAGGCAGUUCUAAAGAAAUUAUUUUCAGCACUCAUGACUGCCGAUGUUACCAAUAUUGCAACACAACUCCGGGCACUCGUCGCUCGUUACAAACGCGGGGGUCAGAAAUCUGUAGAAGAGGAUGUCAAAGAUCUCAUCCUAACAUUGAAUGAACAAUAUCCCGGGGACGUCGGGGUAUUCUGCGCAUUUAUGUUGAACUACGUCCAAAUGACCCCUGGGCAGGCUAUUUUCCUGGGAGCUGGAGAACCCCACGCUUACGUGCAAGGCGAUAUAAUGGAGUGCAUGGCCAAUUCGGACAAUGUCAUUCGCGCAGGUCUUACGCCCAAGCCUAAAGAUAUCCCCAACCUUGUUUCGGUUCUGACCUACACGGCAUCAGCUUGGCAGAAGCAUAUGGUCAAACCGGUCGACAUCACGCCACGCACUCGUAAAUAUGAUCCUCCAAUUCCAGACUUCGCAGUUUUCCAGGUUAACGCCCAAAAGGGCGAGACUGAAAGUCACGAGGCUAUUCCAGGACCUUCAAUCGCAAUCGCCACCGAAGGUUUCGGCCGCGUAAGCUGGGGCGGUGGCGAGCUAGAUUUACAGGCUGGAAGCGUCAUCUUUGUGGGAGCUGAAACAAAGAUUGACAUCACUGCCGGAGACUCCAACUUGGUUGUAUACCGCGCGUAUGUCGCUGCCUAGCUCAGUGCUAGGACCAUUGGCAGGAUGAAUGUUUGAUGUUUUGAGUGACUACUACCGCAGCUCUAUCCCAAACAUAAAUUCCAGUCGUUAUCAUUGUCAACGAUACUACAACUUUUGUCAGUACACUGCCCACCACAGUAUGCUGGAGCGAAACGCAGUUCAUCAGAGCGCAAACAAAGUAUACUGAAUAUCAAUAUCCUUCUCGAUAAAAUUUAUCACCGUUGCCCCUGAGGGG